Trichomonas vaginalis G3 is the source of this 696-nucleotide messenger RNA. Its product is annotated as protein serine/threonine kinase protein. Gene Ontology annotation, molecular function: ATP binding; protein kinase activity. The transcript has a single exon. The coding region runs from base 1 to 696 and encodes 231 amino acids. The record is from RefSeq and is a predicted model, not a curated record. Lineage: Eukaryota; Parabasalia; Trichomonadida; Trichomonadidae. Gene Ontology annotation, biological process: protein phosphorylation.
AUGGAUAAUGAAAAUAUUUACAUUUUUAUUGAACUAUGUAAUGGUGGUGAUUUGAAUGAUAUAGUACAAGACGUCGAAGGUCUCACAGAAGAUGAGGCAAAACAUUAUUUCCACCAGAUCAUUGAUGCUCUUUCCUAUAUUCAUAAACUAGGAGUUGCACAUCGUGAUGUUAAGCUAGAAAAUAUUCUUAUUACGACCGAUGAUGAUGCCAAACUUACAGAUUUCGGAUUAUGCAAGCAACAACGUGGAAACGAUCCCACGUUAACUACAUGCGGUACACUAGUUUAUGCUGCACCAGAAAUCAUUCGAGAAGAACCAUACAAUGGAAUGAAAGCAGAUAUAUGGUCUGCUGGUAUUGUUCUUUAUGCAAUGAUUGCAGCUCAUUUUCCGUGGAUUGUUCCAGAUGAUUUACCACCAGAUAUUCUCAUGAAAGAAACUGCAAAGCAGAUAGCAGAAGGAGAUAUAUCAUUACCCGAUGGAAUUAGCGAUCAACUACAGAAUUUAUUAGGAAAUAUGUUAAAUGUUGAUCCAGAAGAGAGACCAACGGCAGAUGAAAUACUUCAGCACCCAUGGUUUGCUGAUUUGAACGAUCCAGAAGAGUAUGACGAGCAGCCAAAUAAUGAUAUUGUAAAUCUUGUCGAAAACUUGCUUCAUGACCUUGAUAUGAGAAGGGAAAAUGCUAAAAAAGGUAAAUAG